AUGGCACCCGCCACACCAGUCCAGGAGCCGCCUUUGAACGUUCGUGAGAAGGCUGGGCGUAUUGUGGUUGUCUUCAGCGUGCCGAAUGUGAGAGCCAACUCGGUGCAGGUUGAAAGCAGAGGCCCCAGCGAAGACGAACCAGCAGGAUCCGUGCACGUCUUCUUCAGCUCCCUGUCUCCAAGUCGGAGUUUCGAGAAGCACCUCAUUCUGCCACACGGUAUUGAAGAAAAGAUCAUCAAAGAUGUUCAGAGUAAGUCCCUGACGGUCCAGCUGGUCAAGUUGGACACGGCCAUAGAAUGGGGCCAAGCAUGGCUAAAACCAAAGAGUAAAGCAAAAAGGAGGACGUUGCCCGAUGCGGACAAAGAAAAUAAAGGAGCUCCUUCGCCUUCGCCGACAGCUCCAGGGCUCGAUCCGAAGGUCUCGAAUGCAGAAGUGCUCGAGGGCCCGGAAACUGCACCUCAGGCAGAGGCAGAGGUGAAGACAGCCGUUGGAGCAAAGGAUGACGAUGAGGUCAGGCAGGCGCAGGACAGGGAAAACAGCAAGGACAAGGAGGAAGGCGAGCAAGGCGAGCAAGGCGAGCGAGGCACGAGCAACGGCGACGAACUGCCGGAAUCCGGAGCGAGUCCCAGCGUGGCUCGCGGCGCAACGGCGACGGAGAGCGAGCCGAACAGGCACAGCGGACCCCAUGAGGCGGGAGGCAAAGCGCGGGCUCGCCGAGGCAAGAAAGCCAAAUCGAAGGCCGGUACCGAGCGGGACGAUGGCCCAGAACCUCUUCGCCGAGAGGACGACGUGAACAAGGCACAGGCGACGGACAGAAGAGAGGAUACACAAGGAAAAAAGCAGGAGCCUGCAGCUGAACCGAAGAGGAGCGGCUCUUCUCCACACGAAACGAAGCCAGCCAAGGAGUUCAAGGUCGACAAAUUGGAAGAUCUUGGGCAACUGUUCGGCAACACGUUGGAAUGGCUGAAGAAGCAGCAAACCGGGCUGCUGAAAGACUAUCCGAUUCAACCUCCAUCUGACCCAGAACUACAACAACUUGUAAGCAAUGGCACGGCGUUGCUCAAAGAUGACCUGAAGAAGGCCACGGUGUUUUUGCGACUCGCCGGGCGCAAGGGUUACUUGCCGGCGUACUUGCUUCUGGCGCGCAAUGCUCAAGAGAGCAAGCAGGACGGGCCCCUCAUCGAGAACUUGUGUGCUGUGCUGAGCACUCCCAAUGCCAAGAAACAGUUACCAGAGGGACUUCUCAAUGGCUGUGCGAUGCAGCUGGCAGCUGUGCUAAAAGAUCAGAAGAACAGGAAGGAGGUGGAAGUCCACGCGGAGCAGCUGGAUGCCAUUGCCAAAGACUGGCCGAUUGUCAACAUCGUCAAGCUUCAGACAGCGAGUGAGAUGCCGUCAAUCGGCUCCAGAACAAAAGCCACUGCCAAGGCCCAGCAGAGCCAGCGAAGCCAAAGACAGUCCGACUUCGAGCAGAUCAAGGCCAUGGCAAGACCUCGGGUGCCGGUCACGGCAGCUCAAGCAGCCCAGGUCGGUGUGAGCCGAGGGGAAUGGCGUGAAGAGGCCGACGCCUGGAGGUUUUCAGCGAAGGUUUCGGAGUUGGCAAGCUUGUCUGGGAGUCAGUUAGAAGUUAAUCCAUCGUACAUCCGAUUGAUGGACUCCAACCAGCCACACCGACGUGUCUUGUGA
Messenger RNA from Symbiodinium sp. CCMP2456, 1683 nucleotides. NCBI's taxonomy places the organism in Eukaryota, Dinophyceae, Suessiales, Symbiodiniaceae. The record is from the annotation of a GenBank genome assembly.